This is a messenger RNA of Papaver somniferum (opium poppy), 969 nucleotides long. RefSeq lists its product as uncharacterized. The transcript has a single exon. Bases 1 to 969 code for a protein of 322 amino acids. The record is from RefSeq and is a predicted model, not a curated record. Lineage: Eukaryota; Viridiplantae; Streptophyta; Magnoliopsida; Ranunculales; Papaveraceae.
AUGGGAAGCGAUAGUAUUAACGGAAGAAAUACCACCCCACCAAACAUGGGAAAAAAUCCCCCUCCAGGCGCAAGAAGGAAUGACUUUUGUAGAUACCACCGGUUCCAUGGCCACCAUACAAAUGACUGCAGAAACAUUCGGAAAAUUAUACUUCGCUUGUUGGAUCAAGGGAAGCUCGCUCAUUUUUUGGAAGGGUAUGUACAACCUCUACCACCUCCACCACAGAACCAGCCUGUGUAUCGGAUCGAAAUAGAUCGAGGGAUCAGCAAACCAAAUUGUAAUUCAAUAAUACACUCGGCUAAGAGCAUUCAGAACUUGUACGACAAUGUUCUCAAAAGAGUAUACAAAAGGGAUUUCAGAGGGAAUGAAAUAUUCAGCGUGGCAAAAAGAGAGCCACUGGAAGAAUGGCAAAAGAGAGAAAUAACAUUCUCGGCGAUGGACGCACCCGAAGAAGAAGCUUCGCACACUGAACCAUUGGUAAUAACUAUGAACUUAGGGAAGUACUCGAAAUGGGAAAGCGAUGAAGCCUCAGAAAGAAAGAUUUGGGAGAUAAACAGAAUCUUGGUUGAUACCGGGAGAUCGGUUGAUAUAUUAUUUUAUCAUGCAUUCAGGACUAUGGGUUACAAAGACUCUGACCUCGUGCCCUCCAUAUAUAACAUAAAUGGGUUCAACGGCAUAGCAUCAAGGCCAAAGGGAGAAUUGACUGUGAAGAUCUUCGCAGGGGAGCUGGAGACACAAGUUAUCGUAUGCGUGAUAGACGUAGAUUCUCCUUACAAUGCUCUUAUCGGCCGACCUUGGAUACAUGGGAUAAAGGGAAUUGCUUCCACAUAUCAUCAGGCUAUACGAUUCCCGAUGCCUAGCGGAAUAGGUGAAAUCAGAGGGGAUAUAAAAGAGGCAAGAGACUGCAUUAAAAAGGACGUCCACAAAUAUGAUGAAAAAUUAAGGAAAAAAGCGGAACGAAAGAAAUAG